Messenger RNA from Bipolaris maydis ATCC 48331, 684 nucleotides. The record is from RefSeq and is a predicted model, not a curated record. Lineage: Eukaryota; Fungi; Ascomycota; Dothideomycetes; Pleosporales; Pleosporaceae.
AAUGUUAUGCGCAAGGAGCGCAGCGCAGCACGCCACUCUCUUCAAGCUGUCGAGGAGGAGCGCAAUGCCCGUCUACGUGUUGAAGCUGAGCGUGCUCACCUGGAAGCACGCAUGGCAGCUCUCAACGACGCCCAAAAGAAGGGUAGGAAGAAGGGUACACUCAACUGCUUCUAAGCUCCUUCAUCCACCCAUUCCACACCUUUAUCCUUCAUGUACCUGCUUCUUUGCCACCUGCUUCUAUCGGCGCACACUGGGAGGGAUCAUUACAAAACACGCUACAUACCCACUGUUACACUUGAUCGACAAAGUUUGCUUCGACAUUGUCGACGGUUCUUCUUUUUUUUUCCCUUUUACCUUUUUGAUACGUCUUUAUGCUUUCAACGAUUUGUAAUGCUCGCAUUCUGGCACAUACAUCGUUGGACGAGUGGUGUCGUUUUGGACAUUAACAUUUUCCUGCAUUGUACUCCUAACUCUUUUCUCUCCCUCUGCAUACCCCAUAUCCUCAUACCCUCUCCCCCUUCUUACACUUUCUACUUCCUCUACUUUCAUAAUGUAUAUUCUGAGGCAGUUGAACGGCUCGAACAAGGCCAUUUACAUAGUCUGGGGGAGUGCGUUUUUCUCCAACAUUGACGAGCGAGCUUAGAUACAUGACACAAAAUGCAAGGCCCUUUCAUACUGUUCCUU